UCAACAUCCUUUUCCACGCAGCAUUAGCACUAAUGCCAUUCAUUGCAAUCUCCAUGUCCUAGCUAAUUGCUUAUGCUUUCAACAUCCAUAUUCUCACAACAAACACAACACAAGCUAUGCAGCUUACACACCUGUGCCUUGUCAUGCCCUCAGACUAUGAUAAACUAGAGCCACUUCAUGCAACCCCACCAAAACAUAAAGGGACACAGAAAAAAGUUAAGGCCAAAAAGGACUUCAAAGGGGCAUGUGGAGGCCAUGUUGUUGCUACCCUUCAAGGUUCCUUAACGAGGUUGUGUGAGUCAAAGUGGUGGAGUCUAUGCCAAGAUGGUGCAAGAGAAAGCAAGCAGAUCAAGGCUUCAUCUUGUGUGUUUCAUGAUAUUGAGGGUGUGCAGCUCUCUUCAAAGAUUGGAAGGGACAGCAACAAUCCAAGGAUUUUCAGCUACGCUGAGCUGUACAUAGGGUCAAGGGGUUUUUCUGAGGAGGAGGUUCUUGGAAGUGGAGGUUUUGGCAAAGUGUACAAAGCUGUUAUGCCUAGUGAUGGAACAGUGGUGGCUGUGAAGUGUUGCUUGGCAGGGAAAGGUGGCCAGUUUGAGAAGACUUUUGCGGCAGAACUAGCAGCAGUGGCACACCUUCGCCACAAGAACCUUGUUCCCUUGAGGGGUUGGUGUGUUUUUGAGGAUCAACUUUACCUUGUGUAUGACUACAUGCCUAAUCUCAGCCUUGACCGGGUGCUGUUUCGGAAGAACUUGAAGGAGGAGCCACUUGGGUGGGUGAGGCGUGGCAAAAUUGUGAAGGGUUUGGCAUGUGCGUUGCACUAUCUUCAUGAGCAGUUGGAGACUCAGAUCAUUCACAGGGAUGUGAAGACCAGCAAUGUGAUGCUUGAUUCCCACUACAAUGCUAGGUUGGGGGACUUUGGCUUGGCAAGGUGGCUUGAGCAUGAGCUUGAGUACGAGUAUGAGACUAGGAAAGAAGCAUCAACAUCAAGCAAGUUUGAGAAUUUCAGGUUGAGUGAGACCACAAGGAUUGGUGGCACAAUUGGGUACUUGCCCCCUGAGAGCUUCCAGAGAAGGAGUGUUGCAACCUCAAAAUCUGAUGUUUUCAGCUUUGGAAUCGUUGUGUUAGAGGUGGUGUCUGGAAGGAGGGCCAUCGAUCUCACAUACCCUGAUGAGAAAAUCAUCUUGGUUGAUUGGAUCAGAAGGCUCAGUGAUGAAGGGAGAGUCGUUGAUGCUGGGGAUACAAGGCUGAUAUACGGUUCCUACAAGGCUUUUGAGAUGGAGCAUUUGAUUCACAUAGGCCUUUUGUGCACACUCCAUGACCCUUUGUUGAGACCAAGCAUGAAGUGGAUUGUAGAAGCACUUUCUGAUAUGUCAAAUAAGUUGCCAACACUCCCUUCGUUUCACUCCCAUCCUAUGUACAUCUCUUUGUCUUCUUCAUCUGAGACUAGUCCAAGCAGCUCAAAAGGGACUGGCUCAGGCACAGGAACAGAAAGUUCUAGCAAUCAUUCUAGUUCCAUUUCAAAAUAUGUCACUGCCACAGGAGAUACCAUAUAUGUAACAGCUGAAGCUGAACAGAGAAACGGUGGAACUAACUCUUGUAAGAGUAGCAAGAGAACGAUGCAUAAGCAGACAUCAUUUUCUGUGGUUCAAACACCUAGGGAGAUACCAUUCAAGGAGAUUGUUUCAGCCACAGAGAACUUCUCAGAGUCCAAAAGGGUGGCCGAGUUAGACUUUGGAACUGCUUACCAUGGCAUCCUAGAUGGCCACUGCCAUGUCAUGGUGAAACGCCUUGGCUUGAAGACAUGCCCUGCACUGCGCCAAAGAUUUUCCAAUGAGCUAAGAAACCUUGCAAAACUUCGCCACAGGAACUUGGUGCAGCUCAGAGGAUGGUGCACUGAGCAAGGAGAGAUGCUUGUGGUGUAUGAUUACUCAGCCAGAAGAUUUCUCAGCCACCAACUUCACCAUCAUAUCAAUGGUACUAAAAAGGGUUAUUCUGUUCUGAAAUGGCAUCAUAGGUAUAACAUAGCGAAAUCACUUGCAUCUGCACUUCUCUAUCUGCAUGAGGAAUGGGAUGAACAGGUCAUUCACAGGAACAUAACCUCUUCAGCAGUGACUCUUGAACCUGACAUGACCCCAAGACUAGGUAGUUUUGCUCUGGCUGAGUUUCUUUCAAGGAAUGAGCAUGGCCAUCAUGUGAUCACCACCAGGAACAAGUCUGUUUGUGGGAUUUACGGCUACAUGUCACCAGAAUAUGUGGAAUCAGGAGAAGCAACGGUGGCUGCUGAUGUUUAUAGUUUUGGUGUGGUGGUGCUUGAGAUUGUGAGUGGACUUAAGGCUGUGGAUUUUAGGCAACCUGAGGUGCUUUUGGUGAAGAAGGUUCAUGAAUUUGAGAUGAGAAAAAGAUCACUUGAGGCACUAGCAGAUACAAGACUAAAUGGAGAAUACAAUCACAAGGAGCUAAUGAGAUUGGUGAGGUUAGGAGUUGCAUGCACCCGUUCUGACCCAAAACUAAGACCAAGCACAAGACAGAUAGUGAGCAUCCUUGAUGGAAAUGAGAAAUUAAUCAUGGGGGAGAACAUGGAGAGCAGGGAAGAUUGGAGAGAAAGAAACGCUUGUUCUCUGUCUCUGGUCAAGAGAAUCCAAGCUCUAGGAAUACAAUGAAAAGUUGCACAAGAAAAUGAAGGAACAAAAUGGACAAUGAUGAUUUGUAACAUAGAAAGCUUGUCUGUAACAUAGAGUUGUUUUUAACAUUGUAUAUUUGUAUUUCUUGGAAGCACAUAUUAAUAAGAUCACUUUAUAUAUAUAAUAGA
Vigna umbellata (rice bean) is the source of this 2806-nucleotide messenger RNA. The record is from RefSeq and is a predicted model, not a curated record. Lineage: Eukaryota; Viridiplantae; Streptophyta; Magnoliopsida; Fabales; Fabaceae.